Molecule: messenger RNA, 3462 nt
Organism: Gamsiella multidivaricata
Lineage: Eukaryota; Fungi; Mortierellomycota; Mortierellomycetes; Mortierellales; Mortierellaceae
Exons: 2
Coding region: 4-3429 (1141 amino acids)
Source: RefSeq, a predicted model, not a curated record
CUUAUGCCCAAAAAUGUCGAAUGGCAAGCUUUAUUCUUAUGCCCGAAAAUGUCGAUGGGGAAUGGACAUCCAACCUUGUUUGUAGUACGAAACACCCUCGCCCUGAGCUGCAAGAGGUCAAUAGAGGGGGAUGAUGCAUCGCCCUCAACUUCAUCCCUUUCUUUCAUCUCCAUCGAGCACACAAUGGCAGAGAACACCCACAAACAGCAUUCGCAGGCGUUUCGACUUUCAACAUGGAACGAAAUUGUCUAUAUCAACACUCGACUCGACAAGAGCACAGGACAGUAUGUUAUCCUUUGGAGGGAUGUGCAGAUGCUCUUCCAUAACCCACGAUAUAUCAUGAACGAGAGAAGCCUUGUCCACUUCAUGACGGACGAUAACUUUGAGGAUCUUGAGCCUUUGCGGAUUUCAUAUCAACCAGGAAUUAUCCUCGAUGUGGUAACGGAAGCCGUGGACCAGUCAGCUGAGAUACUGGUGCCCAAGUCCGCUGAGAUAUCAGUGCCCAAGUUAGCGAGUCCAUCCACGCCCUGCAAUGCCAUUCCACCCCAGAUCAAGGACCCGGUGCAGAAUCCCCAGCUUGUCCUAUCAGGACCCGCAUCAACACCGACAACGGACACCCAGAACCUCAACCCCCCGACAAUGCAGCUGUCUACCUUUAGUCCGCAUGGCGAGAUGAUUCACACUUUAGAAUUCCAGACGGCCAUAAUCAAGAACGCGUUGGGCGGUCGCAUUGAGUGCUUACAGGCGGAGAUGGAAACAAACAAGAUGCUCCAGACGAGGGUACUUCAACAGCAAGAGCAGAUGUUGCAACUACAGCAACAGGCACUACUCCGUAUGGCACUUAUUCAGGACCGUGUUCAAGCCGUCCUCACCCAGACCUACGAGCUCCAUGAGGGCCCUGUCCCUCGGCUGUUCAUCGUCCUCCCAAUGGCAUCCAGGCGUCGUGACAAACUGCUCGAGCCUUUCUCGCAGCAGUUCCGUCUCUACUUCCUGUGCGAAUGCGGUACGCAUACAAUCUCCAAACCAACCAGGAUCUUUCACGAGUUCCAUCUAGCCAAGCACGAGGGAUACGAUCUGGAUAGGCCCAAGGAGUUCUUCGAAAAGUACGGAUCCUACGUGCUCACGCUGCUGCAGAUGAUUAAGUACGGGUUCACAGUAGCCGGGAUCGUUGUGCCACCAUUAGCGCUUUUCAAGAGCGUGGAGGGGCUCACGUCCACGAAGGAGAACUUUGGGGCACAAGUGGACAAUGCAAUCAGCUUUAUUGAGGAUCUACAGCAAAAUAACAAUAGCGGAGUUGACACGACUGGAGGACAAGCGAAUAUGGACAAGCUCGAGGUACUGGAAGGCGCAGAUCUGCGUCAGCUAGAGUUGUAUCUCAAAGUUCAAGACCAGGACCGUUGUCUUGGCAACUUGUACCGGAUAGUCACCGCGGAGGGGCACGUCAAAUGGGUGUGCAUCGACCACUAUCGUGCGAACUAUCGGGCAACAGCUUUACGACAACUACGAGACAUCGUCGAGCUCAAUCUUGGGAAUUUUAUACCAAAGAAGGGUAGGAUCGAGAUUUCAAUCAGAUCUAGGACACUCGCUAGGCAGUUCUAUGAAGCGAUGGUCAAGACGCCCGGAGUUCAGGAGCUAGAGAUUGGGUUGCAAUGGGAUGCGACUUUAGCCGAUCUUCGGACUCUCGCUGCCGCUGUCAGCAAGACGGCGAUAGUCCGUCUGUCCAUCAGCGGGGAAAAGUUCCACGGACCAGCGCUCGAUUUCGUCAAUCGUGGCCGUCGAUUUGAUCCUAUCGUGGAACUUAUGUCAAACGGGCGGAUUCAAUCAUUGAGACUCGCGAACUUCAAGGAUUUUUACCAGCAUAUUAGCCCAUCCUCCAUAAGGAACGCCCCCCAGCUUCGAACACUCGCGAUAGAUUCAUUUAUUUCAAACGACCCAGCUUUGGAGAAAAUCCUUAGGAGCUGUUCAUCUAUGAUAGACUUGAGGCUCAGCUGCGAUGACCAAUACCUCAUUUUCGACUCUAUCGAGAGCAACAUCAAUCAGCUCCCACAACUUGAAACUAUAACAUUGGAGUGCAAGCAACAAAUCGUGACAAUCUUUGCAAAUCACGGCAGGAUUCAGGACACAGUAAUGGCUAUGACAAGACUCGAAGAUCUCACUCCAGGGCAACUUCAGUUUAUCAAGAACGGCCGUCUCACCAAAGUCAGCGUGAAGCAUAGCUCUUCAAAAAGUAUGGAGGAUCGUUUGGCCAGCAUCCUCUGUCAGAACCCUAUGCUCUCCGAGAUGCGCGUUACAUGCCACGCUGAGCGGACCUUGGCUAUUGUCAAGUUGGUCACAACAACAAGAACAGAUUUACUCUUACAAAAGGGCUCAUGUACGCUUGGAAGGCUGGAGGUGAUCGACGACGGGACGCAUGUCGAAAACCAUACAAGGAUCGACGAUACCGUCAAUAUGACUGCUUGCUUUCCUGAUUCCUCAUCCCCGACUUGCAACGUAUCCACUAGCAUCGAGAUGCAGGCUUCCGCUGUCGUUACCAAAUCGAGCUAUCUCUUUACGGUGUGCGAUCAAUAUAGCUGGUCCAUCGAGCGGCUGCGGACCAACCAUGUAUUUUCUGACGAUCUUGCGAUGCUCUUGGAUAAUGGCACCAAGACCAAAGGUUCUUCGUUAGUGCACCUGACCCUGAGCCCCGCAAUGCUGACAUCAGUCGGCCUCGAUUGUGUAAAUCGGGUCAUUGAGCGUUCAUCGGAUUUGGGACGCCUGGAGCUACAUUUGGACCGACUCGAGGAGAGCGAUAAUAUGGAGAAGGCAGUACAGUUGCUUCGCCGGCACGGAGGAAGGCUCCAUUCCCUAACUCUCCAAGGCGAUGCAACAGAGUCCUGGAUGCCGACCCUGGCGACAGAGUUCCCGACACGUCUCAGUCUUCCUAAGCUCGACACAUUCAGGAUCAUCUGCCGAGGCAGCGCGAAGGUCCCAGAGGCGUCCGCUCGCUGGCUGGCAGCGAUGGUGUCAGGGCCUCCUCAACAAGAAAGCCAGCUGUCGCCCCCUCAAUCGUCUUCUCAGGAUGUACCAGGGCAGAAAUCCACGGACAUUGCCCUUCAAACGCAUGCUGAAUGGACGCCACUCAAACAUUUGGCACUCGAACAUGUCCGGCUAGACUCGACGCAUUGGGAGGCUGGGAUCAAAUCUAUCGGACUCGAUGCGCUAGAAACGCUCAGUCUGGAUGGCACGAACUUCUCGAUAAAUGAGUUCAAGAUACUGGUUGAUUAUGUGGUCAAAUACGAGGACGAUAUCGAGCUACCGUUGAGAACGCUCAGAUUGAAAGAGACGAGUCUUUCGGGAUGCAAGGAAUCGGUCUUGUUAAAGGAGCUCUGUCUUUAUCUGAUUAAGAAAGCGCCGCUGGCCAACAUUGACGGUCUAAACCUCGAGCAGUAGGACUUGAGGCAAUAAAAUCUACACCUUUUUACG